AUGACCUUUCCACUUUCCUUUUCUCUCUUCACAGGAGUGAUUCGGACGGCUGUAGCUGAUCUUGAUAGGGAGACGCAGGACCGUUAUGAGCUAGUUGUCAAGGCAACAGACAUGGCAGGCCAAAUGGGUGGUCUCUCUGGCUCCACCACGGUGACCAUAGUGAUCACGGACGUUAAUGACAACCCUCCACGUUUCCCUCAGAAGAUGUGUCAGUUUUCAGUUCCAGAAGGGAUGGCAGUGGGCACAUCAGUGGGCCGGGUGAUGGCCACGGAUGCAGACAUGGGCGAGAACACAGAUAUGAGCUACCUGAUUAAAGACGAAGAAGGAGGAGAGCUCUUCAGAGUUUCCACUGAUACAGACACACAAGAAGCCAUCAUUAUCAUCAAAAAGCCUCUGGACUUUGAGAAGAAACGCACUCAUAAUGUGGUGGUGGAGGCAGUGAAUAAGCAUUUGGAUCCACGCUUCAUGGACCUGGGCUCUUUCCGGGACCAGACCAUUGUCAGAGUCAGCGUGUCAGACGUGGAUGAACCUCCAGUCUUCUUUCCACCCACCGGUGCUAUUAUGGAAGUUCAAGAGGAUGCCAAGCAAGGGGCCCUUGUGGGCUUUGUUACAGCCAGGGAUCCAGAUGUGGAUAAUGUCCCUCUUAGAUAUUCAAUAGAUCAGAGCACAGAUCAGGAGCAAAUCUUCAACAUUGAUGCAGUGACUGGUGCAAUCACCCUGGGGAAGGUCUUGGACAGGGAGACAGCAGGCUGGCACAACAUCACAGUGACAGCCGUAGAAGCAGAUAACCAGUCCAUGGCUUCUCAGACUUCAGUUAGCAUCCGUAUUCUGGAUGUGAAUGACAACCCACCUGAGUUGGCCACGCCAUAUGAAGCCUCAAUCUGUGAAGAUGCAAAACCUGGCCAGCUUAUUCACACCAUCAGCGUGGUGGACCGAGAUGAACCUCAGUCGGGCCAUCGCUUCUAUUUCACACUUGCUCCUGAAGCCUCCAGCAACCGACAUUUCAUAUUGUGGGACAUUAAAGACAACACAGCAGGCAUUCGGACCCAGCGAUCUGGUUUCAACCGACAGGAACAGAACUUGUACCUGUUGCCCAUCCUGGUUGUGGACAGUGGGCCUCCAGCUCUUAGCACCACUGGCACACUUACCAUCCAUGUAUGUGGCUGUGAUGCCCAUGGAGUCAUCCAGUCCUGCAACGCCACAGCUUUCAGCAUGGGCACAGCCCUGAGUCCAGGAGCUCUCAUCGCCCUACUCGUCUGUAUGCUCAUCAUCAUUGUCAUUGUACUGCUGAUCGUGACCUUGAAGCGGCACAGGAAGGGUCAGCGCAUGUGUGAGGAAGAGGAAGACAUGCGUGACAACGUCAUCAAGUAUAAUGAUGAGGGCGGAGGUGAGCAGGACACACAGGCUUAUGACAUGAGCGCACUGCGCAACCUCUAUGACUUCCCCGAAGUCAAGAGCUCUGAGUCACUUCCCAAGCGCAUCCAAAACCAUAUGAACUCUGACAAAGAGGUAGCCGAUUUCUCCCUGUUUAAAGGCUAUAUCCGGAAGAAGGUGGAGCAGGCAGAUGCAGACCCAUCAGUGCCUCCCUAUGACUCAUUUCAAACAUACGCACUAGAAGGCAGUGGCUCACCAGCACUCUCACUAAGCUCCAUCCACACUCUGUCCACCAGCUCAGAGCAGGACUUCUCCUACCUUAGGGACUGGGGACCUCGCUUCAGGCAGCUGGCAGGAUACUAUGCCCCGGCACAGCCUGAUGAAGAAGGGUCCUAG
Messenger RNA from Neoarius graeffei (lesser salmon catfish), 1770 nucleotides. RefSeq names its product cadherin-22. Gene Ontology annotation, molecular function: cadherin binding; calcium ion binding. Gene Ontology annotation, biological process: homophilic cell-cell adhesion; cell-cell junction assembly; calcium-dependent cell-cell adhesion. NCBI's taxonomy places the organism in Eukaryota, Metazoa, Chordata, Actinopteri, Siluriformes, Ariidae. The record is from RefSeq and is a predicted model, not a curated record. The transcript is spliced from 8 exons. Bases 1 to 1770 code for a protein of 589 amino acids. Gene Ontology annotation, cellular component: catenin complex; adherens junction; plasma membrane.